AUGGCCGGAUCCGGCGACUGCGCCGGCGGAUCUACCGUCGGGGUGGAGCUGGCGCUCGGGGCUGCGCGGAUGCGGAGAGGACCGACGCGGGCGGCGCGCGGAGUAGGCCUGCGCGUGGAUCUCCUCAACGGCGGUCGGACCGCGGGAACGCGCGUGGUUCCGGUGGCCCCGAGGCCGGAUCCGCCGCCCCUUGGCUGGAUCUGGAGGGCCGCUGCGGGUGCUCGCCGGCCGGCGGCCGUGCGCGGGAGCGUUGGUCGCUGCGGGCACGUUCGCAGGGGCGGCGGCGCUGCGGGCGUGGGCUGCUGCAGCGAGGGGGGCGGCGCCGAGGCUUCACCGCCCCUCUACCUGCGACGUGCGGUCGGCGGAGGUGUGCGGCCGGCGACGCACGUGCGGCCGGCGGCGCGCGGGACGGCGAGGCGAGGCGCGCGGGCCGGUGAGGUGCUCGGCCGGAGAGGUGCGGCCGGUGGAAGGCCCUACGCGCGAGUCCGGCAGGGGCCGUGCUGGGCGCGCGUCCGGCGUGGCGAGCGGGCGGCGGAAGCCGUGCUGGGCGCGUGGCCGGCGAUGCGCGCGGCCGGCGGAGGGCUUGAGGGAAAGGUUGCCCUCAUCACCGGAGGGGCAAGUGGGCUUGGGAAGGCCGCGGCCCACGAGUUCAUCCAGGAAGGCGCGGCAGCCGUCGUCAUCGCGGACGUCAACACCAAGCUGGGCCUUGCAGCGGCCGAGGAGCUGCGCCCUCCGGCCCACUUCGCCCGCGACGUCACCGUCGAGGAGGCCGUGGACGCCACCGUCGCGCGGCACGGUCGGCUGGACGUCAUGCUCAACAGCGCCGGCGUCGCCGGCUCGCUGGCCGGCACGUCGAGGGUGGCCGAGCUCGACCUGGCCGAGUUCGACGCCGUCAUGGCCGUGAACGUGCGCGGCACGCUGGCGGGCAUCAAGCACGCCACGCGCGUCAUGGCGGCGCCGGCCGGGAGCACCGGCGGCGGCAGCGGCGGCUCCAUCGUCUGCAUGGCGAGCGUCAGCGGCGUCCUCGGCGGGCUCGGCACGUACCCGUACUCGGUGUCCAAGUUCACCGUCGCCGGGGUGGUGAAGGCCGCCGCAGCCGAGCUGUCACGCCUCGGCGUGCGGGUGAACUGCAUCUCGCCCUUCGCGGUGCCGACGCCGAUGGUGGUGGAGCAGUUCUCGACCAUUCUCUGGGGCGCCGCCGCCGGCGAGGAGCAGGUGGCGGCCAUCAUCAGGGGGCUCGGCGAGCUGAGAGGCGCGACGUGCGAGGAGGUGGACGUGGCAAGGGCCGCCGUGUACCUCGCCUCCGACGACGCCAAGUACGUGUCCGGGCACAACCUGGUGGUGGACGGCAGGUUCACGAGCUACAAGCGCAUGAACCUGCCGUUCCUCUCCAAGCCACAGGAAUGACUACUAGCCAUAGCUGAUGAUGAUCUUGAGCAUUGAGGUGGUGUUUCCUUUCUGUUAAUGUUUUUGUUGUAGAAAACUGCACCUAACCAUGAUAAACAAUAAAGGGAAUGCGUGAAUGAAGGGAAUGCGUGAAUUGUUGAUUGUCGUGAUCUAUGUUUAGAAGGGUUGUUGUGAGACUGACUUUUGAAUGAUUGAAUCUACGAAAAGUUGGUGGAUUCAGUAUAAAAUGGACUGUAUUUGCAAUUCCCGCUUU
Panicum virgatum (switchgrass) is the source of this 1660-nucleotide messenger RNA. RefSeq names its product short-chain dehydrogenase reductase 2a-like. The record is from RefSeq and is a predicted model, not a curated record. Lineage: Eukaryota; Viridiplantae; Streptophyta; Magnoliopsida; Poales; Poaceae.